AUGAAAUUGCGCUCUUUUAAUAAACUUUUUCCCUUUGGCUUUUAUAGACUAAAAGAACUUACUCAUUAUGAUGAUAUUAAUCAAAUCCAUUCAUUUGUUUCAUGUGACUAUCUUAAGAUAAGAAAAGAUGGGAUAAGAUCGUCCACUCGAAUGCGAUCAGGGGACGAUGAGAGGUCGAAGAGACAUGAAGCAGCAAAAAUAGCAGCACUAAGACCUUUUUUUUGUUCAUAA
Clunio marinus is the source of this 231-nucleotide messenger RNA. Lineage: Eukaryota; Metazoa; Arthropoda; Insecta; Diptera; Chironomidae. The record is from the annotation of a GenBank genome assembly.